AUGUUACAUGUCACAAGGGCAGGGGCGGACUGACAACUCAUGGGCCCCCCGGGCAAUAGGGGAUCAUGGGGCCCCUGUGUCCUUGCCCAAACUCAAAAAAGCCUAUGAAAAAGGUACCAGGGGCAUCUCAUGGGGCCCCUACUGACCCCGGGCCCUCAGGCAGUACCCGAGUUUCCAAAUGGACACUCCGCCCCUGCACAAGGCCAGUAGCAUGGUGUGUGGUUACUGUGUAGCCCUAGCUUCCUGGCCUACCUAUGCCAUUGCCUGCGCUGGCCAUGCAGAAAUCCGAGCUUGCUUAUACAACUAACAUAAUUGUGCUAAACAUUUCUUU
Staurois parvus is the source of this 331-nucleotide messenger RNA. The record is from the annotation of a GenBank genome assembly. Lineage: Eukaryota; Metazoa; Chordata; Amphibia; Anura; Ranidae.